AUGGGAAGCAUCAUCUUGGCUGUGUGCUUCAGCAUGUCCAUCGAGGGCUACUCCGGUGUCCAGACGGAGCGAUUGCUAGACACCCUUUGGCUGCUAUUCACAUCCUGGGCUGCUACGUUCACUUUUGUGGCACUGUGGCUGGCACUUCGCUUCCAGAUGAAGAUAUCGGGCAGCGCUCGUGAGCGCUUGCUGAGGCGUCAUCGCUUCAUGGUGCCCGAUGACCUGGUUGUUGGCAAGAUGGGAGGGGAGAACCUGGUCGAUCAGAUGGCGGACUUUCACAAUUGGGUGCUCACCACCAUGGAAGAUAUGACCUCAGCGCAAACCGAUGAGGAGACCCUCCAGCAGAAAUGCGAGCCGAUCUUUUUGAAGCAGGGAGCGCGGCCUUUGCGGGUGCCAGUGGAAACUUUGGACGAUGAGAUCCUUGACACGGAGCCUUUGCGGAAAGGUCUUCACGCCUGGCUUCAUGAGUCUGGCGAGGGCUACUCGCAACACAAGACUCUAGACGUGCCGUACUUCCUCCUGGGUGAGACCUGCUUGCGGCAGCCUUGGGUGCUGCAAGCUGAUGGGCCUUCCUUGAAGAUUCGAGUGUUUGGGGAUGCCACCCUGUACGUUUCAGCUCAGUGUGUCCCAGGCGACGCACCGGUAGCGAAGUCGGGCUCAGUGGGUGGCUCCUCACCGUCCAGUCCGGUGAGUGCUGCUGGCGUCAGAAAGGCACUGCGCCUCGAGAGCAGCGUUCCGGCGUGGCCCGGCGAUGAGCUACCACUGGUUCGGACAGGCUUCAAUGAAAAGUGGCGAGGGGAGAGUGGCUACGGCGAAUUUCGGCGCGUGGAAGGUUUUUCCAUUUUUGUGGAUAUGGAGAGAGCUAUGGCCCGGUAA
This is a messenger RNA of Cladocopium goreaui, 876 nucleotides long. The record is from the annotation of a GenBank genome assembly. NCBI's taxonomy places the organism in Eukaryota, Dinophyceae, Suessiales, Symbiodiniaceae.